This is a messenger RNA of Bicyclus anynana (squinting bush brown), 1114 nucleotides long. Its product is annotated as adenosine 5'-monophosphoramidase HINT3. The transcript is spliced from 3 exons. Gene Ontology annotation, molecular function: catalytic activity. The record is from RefSeq and is a predicted model, not a curated record. Lineage: Eukaryota; Metazoa; Arthropoda; Insecta; Lepidoptera; Nymphalidae. Bases 16 to 570 code for a protein of 184 amino acids.
AUUUCCUGUGCAAGGAUGGCUGUGCGCGCAAUAGCCUUCGUCUGCCUUCGUAAGGAAUUAAAAAAAACACCGAAAGGUUUGACAUUGACAGUUGCAAAGUUUCUCAAAAACGUAAACACGGUUGCACUUCCAAUUGCAAAAAUGAAUUCUGAAACGCCUACAAUCGAAAAGUCUGAUUGCAUAUUUUGUAACAUCAUCAAUAAACUGGAAAACACUGAAAUCCUGUACGAAGACGACGAUGUCUGUGUGUUUCGGGACAUAAAACCGGCGAGCGACUAUCACAUAUUGACCGUACCGAAACGGCAUAUCGAAGAUGCAAAGAGCUUGACGACCAAUGAUAAAGACUUGGUUGAGAAAAUGUUGACAACUGCUAAAGAGCUUCUGUCCAAAAACAAUUUGUCUGUGGACGACGCGAGGUUUGGCUACCACUGGCCCCCAUUCAGGAGUGUGAGGCACUUGCACCUCCACACCAUAGCUCCGGAGUCCAAAAUGGGGACAAUUGCACGGAUGAUAUUUAUGAAGAACUCAUAUUGGUUUGCUUCUCCCGAGUAUGUAGCAUCAAGGCUGUGAUCAAAAUAAUGAAGAACUAAACACAUUUAGGUUUUUAAUCUUUAUUGCAAAUUGUUGGUUAGAUAUGGAAGAUUAUGAGGUAUAAGCCUAAUAUUGAUCUCCUUUCCAAUUUGGUGUUGAAAAAUCAACCUUUUUAUAAUUGACUAGAGUUGUUAUUAGCAUGCAGGGUGGAAAUAAAUGAUGAUAAAAGUCAGUCUCCCAUGUUAUAAGCAACUCUAUUACUAUGGGUUUUGGUUGAUAUUUAAAUGUAAAGUGCAAAAUUAUUGGCUGAUGUAAAUAUUGUGAUUAGUCUUAGUAGUGUAUUUUCAGUGUACCAGAUGGCGCUGUAUUGUCUUUUUUUUUAAUUGUAUAACUGCUCAGGGUUCUAGCUCUUUUGAGCCUCUUUCAUUGUUUUGCACUGCCAUCUUGUAUUAUUUUUGGACAAUAUUUUGGUAUUAAGUAUUUAAUAAAUAAUGGAUGAUGUUAAUAUUAUUACUUGCUGGGUACAAAUGUUAUUUAUUACUAUAUUAAUUAUGUCAUAAUAAAAAUGAGGUUUUGUUUUAAA